This is a messenger RNA of Rodentolepis nana, 1728 nucleotides long. The record is from the annotation of a GenBank genome assembly. NCBI's taxonomy places the organism in Eukaryota, Metazoa, Platyhelminthes, Cestoda, Cyclophyllidea, Hymenolepididae.
GAGCGGAAUACUUUAUACAAAGUGCUUUCUCUCUCCCUACUGGUUCUAUUCAACGGUUUUGGCUAUUGUAAACCUUCAGGUCUCUCCGAUUACACGUAUGCUGAAAAUGCUACCCAAAUUGUGGACGAUGAAGUCAGUCGCCUUACCUACGUCAAAAUUGGCAUCGCGAUUGGAAUGUUCGCUAUUACGGCAGCAGCCUGUUCUUUUCCAUUUAUUGUGAUAAGCUGUAUAACACGUCGAAUCUGUUCCCGACGUUGUUUCGGAUCUAGGAGCUCUGCAUUGAACUCGCCCAGCUAUGCUUCGGGAACUGAAGAAGUUGAUGCCGCCUCUCCGACUUUCCUUCUUGAUCCUCAGGCCAAUGAAUCCGAUGACGUACUUUUAACUCGGAAUUCAGACUCCCACAGAUCUCGCAACCACCACGUGGGUAGUAGAAGAAUCUCUCUCUACGACGUGGAUAGUCAUGAGAGUAGUUCAGUCUCUCGGGAGAAUUCACAUCGUCUUAAUAUGACCAACAGUGGGGCAAGCGGCACCGACGUUACAGAUACGUUGAAUGGACGUGAGGAGAUAAAUGGGAAUGGGGCGAUUUCGCCGUCUACUGCUGCUUCUAUCAGGACUACUCGAAAAAUGUCACAGCGACGCAACCGACUACUGAAGACUUGGGCAAGUCGUAUCAACUGCUUUGCUGCUGGAAUUUUCCUUACAACUGGUGAGUGGCAAAUGAGCUUAUUCCUGUCGAGUCUUGUCUUUAUAACUUAUGCUUGGCCAUCCAAAUCACUGUGCAUCGAUCCCGUGACUGUGUGCAUUAAACUGCUCGGAAUUCCAGUAUGGAACUUUGGUCUUAAGCUGUGUAUGGCACUUCUUGUCAGUCCGCAUCGAUCCGAGUUUGCAAUUCUCUGUGGAAUGGACAAGCCCCUUGUAAAAAUGUGGGCAAACUAUGCAUUAUUUCCUGCGCUAAUGGCCGGUCUUCUGUUUAUAGGCCUAAUGGAUCUCUUCCCUGAUGUGAAUGACGCAAUUGAGAUUGCUUUGAGUGCUCUUAAAAUCAAUACACACUACCCCUUCGCGGCCCUCUUCACUCUAUUCGGAUUUUUCAUGGUAUUGACAAUAGAACAGGGUGCCCAUGUCUGCCACAGAAAGCAUCGAAGUAUACCCACCUCCGAUGCAGACGCCCCCCACAACCACCACGAACACGGCGGUGGUCACUCGCACCAUAAUGAAAUAAUUUCUGAAGCUGCGAUUGGCACCUCGACCUUUCAGGUCAUGCUCUUACUUAUCUCCCUCUCCGUCCAUUCUGUCUUUGAAGGCCUUGCCGUGGGUUUACAACGAAGUGUAUCUGAAGUGGUCGCACUGUUCUCCGCCCUUCUACUUCAUAAACUUAUUAUGGCCGCUAGUAUAGGUUUCUCUUUGGCGACAUCACAUCAGCAACAAGUGGGUGGAAUCGCGCGUUCUCAAUGGAUGGGAGCCCUCUUUUUCUCCCUAGCCUCUCCUAUUGGCGUUUUAAUCGGUUGGCCCCUCAUUGCACAGCGGUCCUCGCCGGCCCUCCUUAUGGCUAUUGCAGUUCUCCAAGGUCUGGCCUGUGGCACUUUCUUCUUCGUUGUGUUUUGUGAGAUGCUUCCACGUGAAUUUGGUGAGAACGAGAAGGUGGGCAUUAAGGACAGAUUUGGGAAGAUUGUUUCCCUCAUUUUGGGCUUUGCUCUCAUUGCCAUUUACAUUGCCCUUGGACCGGAGUGA